Acanthosepion pharaonis is the source of this 780-nucleotide messenger RNA. The record is from the annotation of a GenBank genome assembly. NCBI's taxonomy places the organism in Eukaryota, Metazoa, Mollusca, Cephalopoda, Sepiida, Sepiidae.
AUGACACACACUCUCUCUCUCUCCCUACAUACAUACAUACAUAUAUAUAUAUAUAUAUAUAUAUAUAUAUAUAUAUAUAUAAUUCUGUGCCUAUCUAUCAUAUCUAUCUAUCUAUCUAUCUAUCUAUCUAUCUAUCUAUCUAUCUAUCUCAUUCUUUUCCUCUCUAUAUCAUUCUGUUUCUAUCUAUCUAUUUAUCUAUCUAUCUAUCUAUCUAUCUCUGUUCUCUCUUGCUCUCUCUCAAUAUAUAUAAUUAUGUUCCUAACUAUCUAUAUACCUAUAGAUCACGCUCUCUCUCUGUAUAUAUAUAUAUCUGUAUAUAUAUAUAUAUAUAUAUAUAUAUAUAUAUAUAAUAUCUUUUCUAUCUAUCUAUCUAUCUAUCUAUCUAUCUAUCUAUCUAUCUUAGUCUCUUCAUAUCUAUCUUGGCCUGUUCAUAAUAUCUAUCUAUCUAUCUAUCUAUCUAUCUAUCUAUCUAUCUUAGUCUCUUCAUAUCUAUCUUGUCCUGUUCAUAAUAUCUAUCUAUCUAUCUAUCUAUCUAUCUAUCUAUCUAUCUAUCUAUCUAUCUCAUUCUUUUCUUAUCUAUAUCAUUCUGUUUCUAUCUAUCUAUAUAUCUAUCUCUCAUUUCUCAUUAUUUGCCAAUCCGCUUUUCCUUUUCCCGCUAAUUUCUAUGACUUCUGUUUUAUUUUUUUUCAUUCUUUCCUUCAUCUCUUUUGGACUUUCCUUUCUCUUGCUUUAUGCUUCGUCAAUAUUCAUCUACCCAUUAACUUACAUCAAAUAGAAUAA